AAAAAUAAUAGAACUUCGAUAAAUGAAAUAGGGGCAGCCGCUGAAGUCCCAUUCUCCUUCACCGCCUACUUUCUCUCCUUUCCUAUCUUCACUCCCUUCUUAUCUUCUCUCUGUCUCUGUCUCUCCAAAUUCUCUUUUUUCAGUUUAUUGAUUUACAAAUGGCCGAAAGUGGAGUCGUAACCGUCUACGGGAAUGGCGCAAUCACUGAAACCUCAAAGAAAUCACCAUUCUCAGUGAAAGUGGGCCUUGCCCAGAUGCUCCGUGGCGGCGUUAUUAUGGACGUUGUCAAUGCUGAGCAGGCCCGGAUAGCGGAGGAGGCUGGUGCAUGCGCCGUUAUGGCACUUGAGCGUGUACCUGCGGAUAUUCGGGCACAAGGUGGCGUGGCCCGUAUGUCAGAUCCACAGCUGAUUAAGGAAAUUAAGCAGGCGGUAACUAUUCCUGUUAUGGCGAAGGCCCGGAUUGGGCAUUUCGUUGAGGCCCAGAUUCUCGAGGCUAUUGGGAUUGAUUAUGUUGAUGAGUCUGAGGUGCUUACCCCUGCUGAUGAUGAAAAUCAUAUUAACAAGCAUAACUUUAGAAUCCCUUUUGUUUGUGGCUGCCGGAACCUCGGGGAGGCCCUCCGCCGUAUCAGGGAGGGCGCUGCCAUGAUUCGUACCAAGGGGGAAGCGGGUACUGGGAAUAUUAUUGAGGCGGUGCGUCAUGUGAGAUCGGUUAUGGGAGAUAUUCGGCUCCUUCGUAAUAUGGAUGAUGAUGAGGUGUUCACAUUUGCGAAGAAGAUCCAGGCGCCAUAUGAUCUGGUGAUGCAGACCAAGCAGCUUGGCAGGCUUCCAGUGGUGCAUUUUGCAGCCGGCGGGGUGGCCACACCUGCAGAUGCCGCCCUCAUGAUGCAACUGGGAUGUGAUGGCGUUUUUGUGGGUUCUGGAGUGUUCAAGAGUGGGGAUCCUGCCCGCAGGGCUCGUGCCAUUGUCCAGGCCGUCACUCACUACAGUGAUCCGGAGGUUCUGGUUGACGUUAGUUGUGGGCUCGGGGAAGCAAUGGUUGGAAUUAAUCUAAAUGAUGAGAAGGUCGAGAGGUACGCUAACAGGUCCGAGUGAGGAAACAUAAUGGCGCCGGAAGCAUAGGCAGGCUUCAGCUUCAGAUUUCGUGGUCAGUGGAUGAGUAUAAAGGAACCUCAUGGAUAACUAAUCUAUAUUGGUCAAUUUUACAGUUUCUGCUUAAUGAGAUGUUACUGUUUUAGGUUCAAAAACUUGUUAUAAUUUGAUACCUAUGAAUUUGUGUGGCAAAUUGAAUUUAAUGAUGAUUCUUGUUUGCUA
Messenger RNA from Olea europaea var. sylvestris, 1310 nucleotides. Its product is annotated as probable pyridoxal 5'-phosphate synthase subunit PDX1. Gene Ontology annotation, molecular function: amine-lyase activity. Bases 159 to 1091 code for a protein of 310 amino acids. Gene Ontology annotation, biological process: amino acid metabolic process; pyridoxine biosynthetic process; pyridoxal 5'-phosphate biosynthetic process. NCBI's taxonomy places the organism in Eukaryota, Viridiplantae, Streptophyta, Magnoliopsida, Lamiales, Oleaceae. The transcript has a single exon. The record is from RefSeq and is a predicted model, not a curated record.